CGGGUCAGACCGAGAUAUCCGACCCUGAGGGACAUCCGACCCUCAGUAACCACCAACUACGCAAUCGCAGGUUUCCGCGAGCACCAGAGGGCAUUCAAGUCGGGGCGGCAGUGAAGCAGUGCUGUGGUGUAGCCAUCAUCCAUCCCAUACGCGAUGAAACGACUCGGGUACAGAAAGUCCCGUACUGGAUGUUUGCGAUGCAAACAGAGAAGAGUGAAAUGCGAUGAAAAGAUCCCUUGCGGCGCAUGCUUGAAACACACAGUCUCCUGCAGCCUCCAGUCCACGGCAAUAGGUCCUCAAUCAACCCAAAAAGCCCUAGGUGGUGAUAGGCCAAAACGACGAACUACCCUGGUCUCACCAGCAAGAAACUGCUCAAAUCAACCAUGUGACACGUUGAUCAAAGCCAAAACUCCAUCGACGGCAAAUGCCAUACCUGGCACAUUUGCCUGUUUCUCUAAUUUUUGCUCGAAUGAAGACCCAGACAAAGAUUCUGGCUGCAUUUCUUGCGCUCAACUCAUACAUCAUUACACUGCAGUCGCCUAUCGCACCCUCUUCACGCCUUGUCUCCACGCGUGCGAAGCGCUGCAACAUGCUGUUCCUCAAGAAGCCUUCCUCUAUCCCUCCCUCCUCCACCAAAUACUGGCAUUUUCUGCCCUUCAUUUGGCAUACCUGCACCCCAAUUCACGUCGACAUCUUAUUCAAGCGUCACAACACCAAAGCACAGCCAUUUCCGGCACAAGGGAACUCCUCAAAGACCCAUUGGCAUCGAAUAGCUGUCAUGCUUUGUAUGCGAGCUCAAUAUUUGUCAUUAUUAGCGCCUUUGGGAUUUUUCCAAGCUGCGAGAAAAACAAUGCCAUGUUUGAGCCAAUCAGCAGCCUCGUGGAUAUCUUUGUGUUGGCUGGCGGGAUGAGCGUCAUCUUCGAGUCCUCCGACACUCUACUUCGUCAUGGGCCUCUACGGGGACUCUUCAGGGACUGUGACUGCCUUUUAACACCGCUGAAACCCCAAAUCCACGACAUGGCCACCAAACUACAAAGGUUGAUAGUACUGCUGGAGGAGGCACCCGAGCUUGACGGGGAAGAAAAAAAGACCCUGGUGGAAGCAACUGUUCUCCUCAUGGACGUUAUUGAGGAAGCGGAAGGAAGCAAAAAGACUCUGGCAACGCCUGAACUCAGGGCAGUGUUUGCUUGGCCCUUAAGACUACCGGCUGCUUAUCUUGCAUUGACGCGACGUCAUCACCCCGUAGCGCUGGCUGUUCUCUCGUAUUACUGCGUGUUGUUGCACGCUCGAGAAGCCAACUAUUGGUUCUUUGAAGGAUGGGCUAGGAUUCUACUUAAAUCCAUCGCCCCGAUCGUCAUUGACUCUCCGUGGAAAGAGAUGAUUCAAUGGCCGACUGAUACAGUUAGGAAUUUAAGUAUCGAGGGUAAACAAAUUGGGCUUGUAUAGUCGCUAGAUAUUGCUUUGAAUAAUAAAAGUAGAACCUAG
Messenger RNA from Ilyonectria robusta, 1485 nucleotides. RefSeq lists its product as uncharacterized. Gene Ontology annotation, molecular function: zinc ion binding; DNA-binding transcription activator activity, RNA polymerase II-specific. Gene Ontology annotation, biological process: regulation of transcription by RNA polymerase II. The transcript is spliced from 3 exons. Lineage: Eukaryota; Fungi; Ascomycota; Sordariomycetes; Hypocreales; Nectriaceae. Bases 154 to 1446 code for a protein of 430 amino acids. The record is from RefSeq and is a predicted model, not a curated record.